GGAAAAAAAAAACCUCAGAAUGAUUAUGCUGCAAAGAACAUCAUCACGUCCGAGCUAAAUCUAGAUCAUUUCAUUACCCAACAACAAUGGCAACAACCAUUCCAAGAUUUGUUGGAUCCAUCAUCAUGACCCUUUUCACCAUGGGAAGUGCACAAUCCCUGAACUAUGUGAAUGAUGACUGCCACAACUCAACAACAAAAGAAAAAGCCCUAACCCUAACAUUCAGAACCAACCUUAACACCACCCUCUCAAGGCUCUCUUCUGAUGCUGCUACAAGCAAGGGUUUCAACAACACCACCACAGGAAAUGGCAGCACACUGGCUGAUGAUGCUGUGUAUGGCCUCUAUGACUGUAGGGGUGAUGUCACAGGACCCUUCUGCCAGUUCUGUGUCUCCACUGCAGCCUCAGAUAUUCUCCAGCAAUGCCCUAACAGAUCCUCUGCUGUGAUAUGGUACAACUACUGCAUUCUCAGGUACUCAAACCAAAACUUCUUUGGGAACCUCACCACAACCCCAUCAUGGGAAAUUGUGGAGAACUCCAAGAACACCACUGACCCACAAGAGAUUCAGCAAGCUGAGAGCUACAUGCAAAGCCUGAAGAGAGAAGCCACUGUGGAGACCAACAAGUUGUAUGCAAUGGGAGGGUUCAAUCUGAGUGAUGGUGGGGAAAGGUAUGGGUUGGUGCAGUGCAGUAGGGACCUCACCAGUGAUGAGUGCAGCCAGUGUUUGGAGGCCAUGAUUGAAAAACUUCCUCAGUGUUGUGCUGCAAAGAGAGCAUGGCAGGUUUUGGCUCCAAGUUGCCUUAUAAAGUAUGAUGAUUUCAUGUUCUACCAGAUUACAGAUCAAACUUCUUCUCCUUUGCCUAAUUCAGCUAAGAAGGGAAGUUCAAUUAGCUCAAAAACAUUGAUCAUAAUCAUUGUGAGUGUAUUGGUGGCACUAGUUUUUCUAAGUUGCUCUGUCUAUUACUUGUGGAGAAAGUAUUUGACAAAUAAAGAUGGAUUGAUGUCAGUGAACACCCCAAGAUCUUUUCAUGGCCAUGUUCAAAGAGAAGAACCACUUAAUGCAGACCUUCCAACAAUCCCUUUAAUCUGGAUUCAACAGAGCACUAAUUACUUUUCAGAGUUCUCUAAAUUAGGAGAAGGUGGAUUUGGUCCUGUUUACAAGGGUAGUUUGGAAGAUGGAACAGAAGUUGCUGUCAAAAGACUCUCUAAAGCAUCUAAUCAAGGUUUGGAGGAGUUUAAGAAUGAAGUGAUCUUCAUAGCCAAACUGCAACAUAGGAACCUUGUGAGACUAUUGGGAUGCUGCAUUGAAGAAAAUGAAAAGCUGCUUGUGUACGAGUACAUGCCAAAUUCUAGCCUUGACUCUCACCUGUUCAAUGAUGAAAAAAGAAAGCAACUAGAUUGGAAGUUAAGACUGAGCAUUAUCAAUGGAAUUGCAAAAGGACUUCUGUAUCUACAUGAAGACUCCAGACUUAGAAUAAUACACAGAGAUCUAAAAGCCAGCAAUGUACUUCUGGAUCAAGAGAUGAAUCCGAAAAUAUCAGAUUUUGGAUUGGCAAGAACAUUUGAAAAAGGACAGAUUCAAGAAAAUACACAGAGAGUUAUGGGCACCUAUGGAUACAUGGCUCCAGAAUAUGCUAUGGAAGGAUUGUAUUCAGUGAAAUCUGAUGUUUUCGCUUUUGGAGUUCUUCUACUAGAAAUCAUACGUGGGAAAAGGAACAGUGGAUUCCAUCUUUCAGAACAUGGUCAAAGCCUUCUUGUACAUAGUUGGAGACUUUGGUGUGAAGGAAAAAGCUUGGAAAUGUUGGAUCCAAUGCUGGAAAAGACAUACAAAGCCAGUGAAGUUAUGAAAUGCAUACACAUUGGUUUAUUGUGUGUUCAAGAAGAUGCAGCUGAUAGACCAACCAUGUCCACAGUUGUUGUCAUGAUGGCAAGUGACGCAAUUGCCCUUCCCAACCCUAAUCAUCCUGCAUUUUCAGUUGGAAGAAAGAUGAAAGAAGAAGAAUCAACAUCAAAAGGAUCCAAGGAUCCUUCUGUUAAUGAUGUAACAAUAUCAAACAUUUUACCAAGGUAGUGUAUAUUACAUGAUAACAGUUUUGCUUUGAAAAUCCUGAGAUUGUACAAGAAAUUACAAGUUACUAUAAUUUGGACAGCCUCAUCUACA
This is a messenger RNA of Vigna radiata var. radiata (mung bean), 2162 nucleotides long. RefSeq names its product cysteine-rich receptor-like protein kinase 10. The record is from RefSeq and is a predicted model, not a curated record. NCBI's taxonomy places the organism in Eukaryota, Viridiplantae, Streptophyta, Magnoliopsida, Fabales, Fabaceae. The coding region runs from base 87 to 2072 and encodes 661 amino acids. Gene Ontology annotation, biological process: protein phosphorylation. Gene Ontology annotation, molecular function: protein serine/threonine kinase activity; ATP binding. The transcript has 8 exons.